AUGUGCGUCGAGCCAGUCAUUUCCGGCGGCGUCGGCACGCGCUUCGCUGUCGUCAGCACCUAUAGCGGGCCACGCGCGCUCGCCUCCUUCGCGCGCAAUGGCGCAGCGGCACUGCUGCGUCCGCAGUCGGAGGAAGCUUUCGCGUGGCACGCCGAGCAGCGAGAAGGAGUCGUCCUCUUCGCAGAGCGCUCGGUGCACGGAAAUGGUAUCGUGCGCGUCACGUCGCACGGCCCUCGGUGGCGGCGCAUGCUCUUCGACAGCGUCGAGCAGGGCCUCGCCUACCUGCGAGAGGACGAGAGCGAGGCCGCGCCGGUCCUUGCCAGCUUCCAGUACCUCAGAGUCAUGGCCGCCGCCUGCGCUGCCUUUUGCGGCCUACGCCCCAACACGCGUCUCGACUCGCCACGUCUCCUCUGCGUUGGACUCGGCACCGCCGCCCUCCCCAGCUUCCUCGCCGCCGCCUACCCGAGCCUGCGGGUCGAGGCGGUUGAGCACGACCCCGUCGUCAUCAGAGCGGCGCGCGAGGUCCUGCACUGCCGCUUUGCGCUGCGCGGCGAGGCUUGCGCCGGCAGCGGCGCCGCCGGCGACGCGACCUUCACGGUAACGCGCGCGGACGGUGCGGCGCACGUGGCUGGGCUCGAGGAGGGCAGCUUGCACGCCGUGCUGUUGGACGCCUUUGACGCAAAGGGGGACACGCCGCCGCAGCUGCUGCAGCCGCCCUUUCUCUCCGACUGCCGUCGGGCGCUCGCGCCGGGCGGCGCCCUCGUGUGCAACCUCUUCAACGGGCGAGCCGGGAGCGGUGCACGGCGGUCGCUGGGCAGCCUCUCGCGCCGGCUCGAGGCUGCUGGCUUCGAGCUCUUCACGCUGCCGGUGGUAGGGCAGGAGGAGAGCGUUGUGCUGGUGGCGCGACAAGCCGGAGGCGGCGCGCGGCCGGGACGCCAAGACCUCCGCCGCGCCGCGCGCUCCUCGCUGAGUGGCGGUCCGGCGAGGGCGUCUGCCGCAGAGGCGGCACGGCUCGCCGGGCGAGUCCGGUGGGCACGGGUGGGGGGACGGGGCGCGGAUUGGUCGCUGGUCGAGAAGCGGCCCCCGCGCCGGUUUUCCGCGGCCGCGGCGGCGGGCUGGGACGCUUUGGAAGAUGCGACUACGGCGUGCUCGUGGUGCGAAGAUGACUGA
This is a messenger RNA of Emiliania huxleyi CCMP1516, 1170 nucleotides long. RefSeq lists its product as hypothetical. The coding region runs from base 1 to 1170 and encodes 389 amino acids. The transcript has a single exon. Lineage: Eukaryota; Haptophyta; Isochrysidales; Noelaerhabdaceae. The record is from RefSeq and is a predicted model, not a curated record.